This is a messenger RNA of Mucor mucedo, 249 nucleotides long. RefSeq lists its product as uncharacterized. The annotation marks the transcript as partial. The transcript has 2 exons. NCBI's taxonomy places the organism in Eukaryota, Fungi, Mucoromycota, Mucoromycetes, Mucorales, Mucoraceae. The record is from RefSeq and is a predicted model, not a curated record.
GCAAAUGGUCAGUUAUACAAAAGCGGACAAAAUGAUUUCAAGCCGGACUUUUUGGAGUACAACCUUUCGGGAAGCGUAAAAUGUAUCGCUUUAAACUCAUUAUCGGGUCCCCGAACGGGUUUAAUAAAAAUGUACGCUGAAUCUGAUCUGGUAAAGCUCGCCAAACAGAUGAAACUUACGUUAAACGCUUUGGUAGUAAACGGAGUUUCGAUGCCCAAGGUCUGUGGGAUUCAUUGUGAGGGUGAGAAU